GUAGCUGCAGCGGCGGCCGCAGGAGUUUCCCACAAUGCAGCGCGGCGCGCUGUCCCCGGUGCUGAUGCUUAGCGCUGCCCCGGAGCCUCCACCGCGCCCGCCUCCCGCCCUUUCCCCGCCGGGCCCCGGCUCAGCGCCUCGCCAUGGCUCUGCUCGGUCGGGUCCUGCUCCAGAGCCGUCUGGGGGCCUGGCCGCGGCGCUCGACAGCAGCCUGCGGGCUGCCGUGGCGUUCAAGGCGGAGGGUCAGCGCUGCUACCGAGAGAAGAAGUUCCGAGAAGCCAUUGGCAAAUACCACCGAGCACUGCUGCAGUUGAAGGCGGCUCAAGGGGCCCGCCCUGGCGGUCUGCCCGCCCCCUCCCCGGGACCCACCACCAGUCCGGGGCCCGCCCGUCUUAGUGAGGAGCAGCGGCGCCUGGUGGAGAACACAGAGGUUGAAUGUUACGACUCCCUCACUGCUUGCCUCCUGCAGUCGGAGCUGGUGAACUAUGAGCGUGUGCGUGAAUACUGUCUCAAGGUGCUGGAGAAACAGCAGGGCAACUUCAAGGCCACCUAUCGUGCCGGCAUUGCCUUCUAUCACUUGGGUGAUUAUGCACGUGCGCUGCGAUACCUACAGGAGGCCCGCAGCCGAGAGCCCACAGACACCAAUGUUCUCCGAUACAUCCAGCUGACUCAGCUGAAGAUGAACCGUUGCAGCCUCCAGAGAGAAGACAGUGAUAGUGGCACUGGAAGCCCGGCUCGGAAUGUCGUGGGCUGAGGCCAAGGGGCAGCUUCUACCUUAUUCCCUCCAACCUCACCGGGCAACUUCCCUUGACUCAUGUGUUUACUGGUAAAGCACCUGCCACUGGU
Molecule: messenger RNA, 846 nt
Organism: Mastomys coucha (southern multimammate mouse)
Lineage: Eukaryota; Metazoa; Chordata; Mammalia; Rodentia; Muridae
Gene: Ttc9b
Product: tetratricopeptide repeat domain 9B
Exons: 3
Coding region: 35-754 (239 amino acids)
Molecular function (GO): protein binding
Source: RefSeq, a predicted model, not a curated record